Molecule: messenger RNA, 2552 nt
Organism: Dipodomys ordii (Ord's kangaroo rat)
Lineage: Eukaryota; Metazoa; Chordata; Mammalia; Rodentia; Heteromyidae
Gene: Slc26a1
Product: solute carrier family 26 (anion exchanger), member 1
Exons: 4
Coding region: 362-2512 (716 amino acids)
Biological process (GO): transmembrane transport
Cellular component (GO): membrane
Molecular function (GO): bicarbonate transmembrane transporter activity; oxalate transmembrane transporter activity; chloride transmembrane transporter activity
Source: RefSeq, a predicted model, not a curated record
CUCCCCACCUGCUCACGGGAGCCAGAACACUCAGGCAUCCCUCCCACCGGCAGCCUCCAGCCCCGGGGUCCCCACACCCAGCCUGCGCACCACCUCCAGAUCUGGCACCAUGGUGCUUGGUGGGGGUACGAGGCCCUUCACCAGUCCCAGAGCCUUUGGUGUCCACAGAGCAGCAGCUGGAGCUCCUGGAGGCUGGAUCCUGGAGGAGGCGUGAGGUGGGCAAUACAGGGAGCUGGGCAGGGGACAAGAAGCUGGAGCUGAGAUUCCGUAGCACACCCACCUUUCUGUCUGACCUGUGCUGACUGAAGCCUGUGUGUGGCUGAGGCACAGCCGUUUCCUCCUCCUUGAGGAGACCGCUGGGAUGCCUGAGGUUGGCCAGUGGGGCUGGUGUGGCAGGAUGGCUGCAUCCCCGGAGCCCCAGAAGCAGGGUGAGGCACUGGUGCUGGUCCGACGGCAGCGCCCGGUGUCCCAGGGCCUGCUGGAGACACUGCAGGCCAGGCUGACCCAGAGCUGCGCCUGCAGUGUGCCACGUGUCCAGGCGCUGGUGCAGGACCUGGUCCCAGCCACAAGCUGGCUGCGCCACUACUGUCUGAGGGAGCACCUGCCGGGUGACGUCAUGUCUGGGCUGGUCAUCGGCAUCAUCCUGGUACCACAAGCCAUCGCGUACUCACUGCUGGCCGGGCUGCAGCCCAUCUACAGCCUCUACACCUCCUUCUUUGCCAACCUCAUCUACUUCCUCAUGGGCACCUCACACCACGUCUCCGUGGGCAUCUUCAGCCUUCUGUGCCUUAUGGUAGGGCAGGUGGUGGACCGCGAGCUGCAGCUGGCCGGCUUUGACCCCUCUCGGGACGGCCCAGGACAUGGGGACAAUGGCAGUGCCUUCAACAGCUCAGCGGUCCUGCUGGAGUCUGGGCUGCAGAGCUGCGGGCGGGACUGCCACGCCAUCCGCGUUGCCACCGCCCUGACGCUGGUGACCGGGAUCUACCAGGUCCUCAUGAGUGUCCUCCGGCUUGGCUUCGUGUCCACCUACCUCUCACAACCACUGCUGGACGGCUUCGCCAUGGGGGCCUCUGUGACCAUCUUGACCUCGCAGCUCAGGCACCUGCUGGGGGUGCGGAUCCCCCGGCACCAGGGCCCGGGCAUGGUGGUCAGCACGUGGCUGAGCCUGCUGCGCAGCCUGGGGCAGGCCAACCUGUGUGAUGUGGUCACCAGCGCCGUGUGCCUGGCGGUGCUGCUGGCGGCUAAGGCGCUCUCGGAUCGCUUUCGGCACCGCCUGCGCGUGCCGCUGCCCACAGAGCUGCUGGUCAUCGUGGUGGCCACGCUCGUGUCCCACUUUGGGCAGUUCCACGAACGCUUCGGCUCCAGUGUGGCUGGUAACAUCCCCACGGGCUUCGUGGCUCCACAGGUGCCACACCCCAGGCUGAUGUGGCGUGUGUCACUGGACGCCGUGUCCCUGGCCCUCGUGGGCUCAGCCUUCUCCAUCUCGCUGGCAGAGAUGUUCGCCCGCAGCCACGGCUACUCUGUCCGGGCCAACCAGGAGCUGCUGGCCGUGGGCUGCUGCAACGUGCUGCCUGCCUUCUUCCACUCCUAUGCCACUAGUGCCACCCUGGCCAAGAGCCUGGUGAAGACCGCCACUGGCUGCCGGACACAGCUGUCCAGCGUGGUCAGUGCUGCGGUGGUGCUGCUGGUCCUCUUGGUGCUGGCCCCGCUGUUCCGAGACCUACAGCGGAGCGUGCUGGCCUGCAUCAUUGUGGUCAGCCUCAGGGGGGCCCUGCGGAAGGUGAAGGACCUGCCGGGGCUGUGGCGGCUGAGCCCAGCGGAUGCCCUGGUCUGGGUGGCCACGGCCGUCACUUGCAUCCUGGUCAGCACGGAGGCCGGGCUGCUGGCCGGGCUGCUGCUCUCGCUUCUCAGCCUGGUAGGCCGCACACAGCGCCCUCGGGCCACCCUGCUCGCCCGUGUCGGAGACUCGGCCUUCUACGAGGACGCCAUGGAGUUUGUGGGCCUCCUGCCUCCGCCGGGCGUGCAGGUGUUCCGCUUUGCAGGGCCGCUCUACUAUGCCAACAAGGACUUCUUCCUGCAGUCACUCUAUAGACUCACAGAGCUAGAUGCAGGGCGUCUGGCCACCCGGAAGAAGGAGCAGAACCUAGAGGUGGUGGUCAGUGAGAGGAACCCCCCUGAUGGCAAAAACCUGGGCUCUCUGAGCAGCGAGGCCAGGCUGAUGCCCCUGGAAGUCGGUUUCCACACAGUGGUCCUCGACUGUGCCCCUCUGCUGUUCCUGGAUGUGGCCGGUGUGGCCACGCUGCAGGCCCUGCGCAGGGAUUACAGAACCCUGGGCGUGGCCCUGCUCCUGGCCUGCUGCAGCCCCCCCGUGAGGGACACGCUGAGGCGGGGGGGCUUUCUGGGGGAGGAUCAGGGAGCGGAGGAUGAGCAGCUCUUCCCCAGUGUGCAUAGUGCUGUGGAGGCUGCGCAUGCCAGCCACAGGGAGCUGAGGACCGCUGACUCCACCCUCUAGCAGGGCCAGGGCCUGGUCACCCGUCUCUCCUCCCCUCUGG